AUGGGUGAUAUUGGUUUAAAUACACGAUAUCUAAGCAGCAACCGUGGUCUCAUUAAAAUCAUUCAAAUUAUUCUCGGUUUUGUGGUUUGCUCGCUCCUUUGUGCAUCUUGGCAUGGUGGUAGAUCUUGUUUUGGUGAAGGACGACUUGGAUUUUGUUCAGGACUUAACUUUGUGGUCCUCAUCAUCAACAUUAUACUUUUCAUUAUGAAUUUGCUCAACAUUUCUGCUUGGAAAAUCGAAAGAAUAUAUUCGGUAGUGUGUACGGUGCUUUUCUUGAUUGCAUCGGUCCUCAUCAUUUGGUUUGUAAUUGAAAUGAAUUCUAGCCGAACAUCUCUCAUCAUCACUGCUGUUCGUUAUUUUAUGCAUUUUGAUAAAUAUUAA
Molecule: messenger RNA, 381 nt
Organism: Thelazia callipaeda (thelaziosis nematode)
Lineage: Eukaryota; Metazoa; Nematoda; Chromadorea; Rhabditida; Thelaziidae
Source: the annotation of a GenBank genome assembly